This is a messenger RNA of Plasmodium yoelii, 7263 nucleotides long. Its product is annotated as conserved Plasmodium protein, unknown function. Lineage: Eukaryota; Apicomplexa; Aconoidasida; Haemosporida; Plasmodiidae. The coding region runs from base 1 to 7263 and encodes 2420 amino acids. The transcript has 8 exons. The record is from RefSeq and is a predicted model, not a curated record.
AUGAAUUACGACGACGAUUCUCCAUUUUUAUUCGAAAACAUAAAAAGUAUAAUUCACGCUAAGGAUAAAAAGGCAAACAGAAAAUGGGAAAGGUGCGUUAGUGACGCUUUUGACAAAGCAUUUUAUAAUUUAAAAUCCUCAAGUACCGAAAAAAGACAGAACGAAAAAGAAAAUACAAAUGAAAAUAUUCAUAAAGCUAUAGAAGGUAAUAUAAGUAACAUUAAAUGGAGUUCUGAUAACAUAUCAGAAACAAUAUCAAGUGAAUUGUCUUCAUAUAUAUCUGAUAGUUCACACAAGUUUAACAUAUUUAAUAAAAAAAAAGACAACAUUGUAUAUGACAAAUAUUAUAAAAAGGAAUCAUUUCAUACAAGCAGUUUGGAAGAUAAUUCAGAAGAAGAAAAUCGUGAAGAUAGCUUAAAUGAUGUAGAUAAGCAGAUAAAUUUUGUUAAUAAACUAAUUGAGUAUUGCAAAAAAAUAAAAGUUGACAAUUCGGAGAAUCAACAGUUUCCAAUUCGCUCAGGAAACAAUCAAAAUUUCAAGUCAAAAAGAAGUACCAAUAAAGCGAGAUAUAUUAGAAAAAUUGAAAAUUCAAGUUACAAUAUAACAAAGAUACCAAAAGGAAAAUUUGAUGAAAAUGUAAAUAAAGCGAUUUCAGAUGUAGGAUUAAAGAAGUUAACAAAAAAAGAUAUAAUAAGUAAACGCCAAAAUAUAGAACCACUGUUGAGUGUAUUAAAUUAUGAAAAAGUUGUAAAAAAAUCCCAAAAUGGUUAUGGUGAUAAUAAUAAUUAUAGACGCGAUAACUUUAAUAAAGAUAUUAUUUAUAUAGGGGAAAAGGAAAAACAAAGUGUUGAUACUGGUUUAAUUUGUAAUACAAGGAAAGAAACAAUUUGGAUUCCGUAUAAUAAUCAGAAUAGUUCUAUAUAUAAUAAUAAGAAAAUUUUAAAAAAAUGUGCUUCGAAAUUUUGUAAUAAAGAUAAAGUUGGUAACUUUAAACAACAUGCUACACCUGUGCAACAUUCUUCAAAUGGUAAUAUAUAUUCAAAGAAAUUAGGCAUUAUAAAAGGGUGUGUUAAAAUUGGAAUUUUGAAUAAAAUGGAGCCCAAAGUUAAAAAGUUAAAUUCACAGAAAAACCACGAAAUAUUUUUAGAACGGAAUGAUAAAACAUGUAUUAAAAAUAUGCUAAACAAUAAAAAAUGUGAUAAUAUAGGUCAUAACGAACCAGUAUCACAUGGAUUAAAAAAUAAAGAGAAUAAAAUUCAAUAUGAUAAAAUAAAAAAAGGUGACUCUAGUUUAGAUAUAUCUUCAAUAAAAAAAGAAAAAGAAUAUAUUAAAAAGGGUAAUAAAUGGAAACUUGAUAUUUUUAAUUCUUUAGAAAACGUGUCCAAUAUAAAAAACUUUGUAAAAAGACCUUUUUUGAAAAGUUAUAAAAUAUUGUUUAGAGGAAGUAAAUACCGAAAAAAAUAUAAUCAUAUAUUAAGGAAUAUUAAAAAAGGAAAAUAUCAUCAUAACAAUAAUCUAGGGAAAAAUGUAACAUGCUGGAGUAAAUUAGAAAAAAAAAUAUUAAAAAUAACCAAAAUGGAAAUGGAUAAAUACAAAGUAAAAUUAAAUGAUAAAAGAAAAGAAAAAAAAUUCAAGAAUAAGAGUCAAACUUAUAAACAUGAAAGAGUAAAAAAGAGGAUUUAUAGUAGUAGUCCAAAAAAAGAAAUUAUAAAAAAGGGGAAAUCGGAAGAAAUUAGAAGUAAAAAGCAUAUAAAUAGUGUGAAACAUAAACGAAACAGUGAAAAGACAUCAAAAAAUAUUAGUUCUGAAUCAAAUAAUAAUUCCAGUAUUAUAAUUAUGAAAAAAUCGAAAAGCUUAAAACUGGAAAAAACAGAUAAACGCUCAAGCAAUUACAAAGAUGAAAAUAUUAAUUAUGAUGGAAUAAAAACAAUUGGAAGUGAAGAAUUUCACAUAAAUCGAAGUAAAAAUUAUAUUAUAAAUCAUAGUAAAGAUAAAAAAAAACAGGAAAAAAGAAAAAUUAAAAGAGCAAUUUCAACAUUUUUUAAAUAUUCAUCAGAAUAUAUAAAUUCUCGAAAAAGGGGAGUUUCGCUACAAAGUUUAGAUGAUUCUAAUGAAUUGAACAAAAAAGGUUCGAGAUAUAGUGAAGCAGGAGAUAAAGAAAUAUAUGAAACAUAUAUAGACAAACUAGAUAAGAAAUUAUCCAAAACUGCAUAUAGCCUAACAAAUAUUGAAAAUGAUAACAAUUUAAAAGAUAACAGUUUAAACGAUAACAAUUUAAACGAUAACUUGGAACAAAAGCCAUAUUCAGAAGGAAACAUUAAAGAAAUUUACUAUAAAUAUACAAAAAAAAACAAUUCUACAGAUUUUCAAUUCGAAAAUAUGGGAAGGAAAAGUAUAAAAAAUAAUUAUGGGGACAAAGGAAAGUCUUUCGAUAUACGUUAUUAUAAUGAUCAAACCGAAAAGGAUAACAAAUUGAUUACAGAUGAAAUAUAUAAUUAUUACUAUAAGGAUAGAGGAAAUGAAAAGAAAAACAAAAUUUCAUACAACACACAUAACGAGAGAAGCAAUUAUGAAAACAAAUAUGCACUCAUGAAUCUAGAUGAACAAAAAAAUGAGCAUAUAAAUGAAGAAUAUGGUAAUUUUAACAAUGAUAAUACAUUAUAUCAGGGAUAUUACAAAUAUUAUGAAAAUUUAGAUGACAAUGAUUUAAACUAUUAUAGUGAAUGGGACGAUUAUAAUUAUACUAAUCCAAGUAAAGAAUAUUCUGCAGAAAUGAAAAAAUUAAAUAAAUUAUAUUAUAUAUAUAAUGAAGAAUCUUAUUCAAAAGAAAACAAUGCACAAAUAGAUAAUAUUCCAGAGAAUAAUACAAAUGAUUAUAAAGAUUCUACCUACUUGGAUUACAUGAAUAAUCUAGAAAAUUUAAAAAAGGAUGAAAAUAAUACAUUUUUGUCUGAGUUGUUAAUGCAAAGCAAUGCUACAUAUAAUGAAAAACUGGCAAUGAUACUAAAUUUGAGCAAGGACAAACAUCUAUAUAGAAGAAUUAAAAAACUAUUAGAAAAGAAAAAUUAUGAUAAUGAUAUAAAAAAUAUAUUAAUUUAUUUUUUAAAAUGUAUAAAGAGUGGUAUAUAUUUACCAAAAGAUGAUGAUAAAAAAAGGUUAACGAAUGUUAAAAAGAAAAAUUUUGGAAAGACAGAAAGUAGGAAAAGAAGACAUAUUGAAUUAAAGGAAAACGAUACAGAAACAAAAAGCGUGAGCUUAAGUGAUAGUAUACAAGGUAAUAAAAAUAUAUGUUUAAAAAAAAUGUACAUAGAAAACGCACCUAACAGUUUACCAUUAACUAUGUUAAUUAUACAAAAUUUUGAAAAAAAAAAAAAGAAAAAUGAUAAAGAUAUAAAAGUAAAAUAUAAAGUUGAAUUAACUGGAAUGAAAAACAAAAAGAAAUUUAGCAAACUUGUUGAGGAUGAAAAAUGUCUAUUUUCAAGGAUUGAUAAAAUAUACAGUUUUUGCAGAUUAGAUGAAAAAUAUAAAUGUGAUGAAAUAUACAAUACGAAUAUUGUGAAUAGAUUUAUUCCAUUUCCAAAUCUAAAAAACGAUUUGAUAAAAAAAUAUAAUAUUUCCAAAUUGGUAAAGUUUAAAGAAAAUACAAUGGAAAAAGAGAAAAUAAAUGAUGUUAAGCAUAGUUUUUUACAUAUUAAUAAAGUAUUUAAUAAUAACAAAAAUGUUAAAAAUCAUAUAUAUAAGCCAAAUUUUUAUUCAAAAAUUGACAAUAAAUUUAAAGAAAUAAGCAAGUUAGAAUAUACAAACAAUCAUACACUCGAAAGCACAAUAUCUCAUGUACCUAAAUGUAACACAAAUAGCAAACUAUUUGAUGAAAAGACAAAUAAUAACCAAUUUGUAAAAGAAAAAAUCUUGGCUUUGCAAAAGAAAGAGAAAAGCUUUUUUCUGAAUAAAAAUAAAAUUCAUCCAUUAAAAUUUUAUAAAAGUAAAGGUUUAGCUUUAUUUAAUAAAAAAGUAGAAGGAAGUAUAAAAAGUAUUGUUAUGUCUAACUCGUUUCUAUCGAAAGAUAAAAUGAUAUCAGACAUAGAAAAUAAAAGUACCCAAUUGAAUAAUUCUUUAGAAAAACAAAUAAGCUUAUAUGUUUCCAAAAAUAAUGUAUCAACAAAUAGUAAUGCUAAAAAUGGGGGAAUAAGCAAUGAACACCUUGAAACGGAAAGGAAAAAUGCAAUUAUUAAGCUCAGUAGUAUAAAAAGUGAUAUUAUUAGGAAAAAAACACAUCAAAAAAAUAUUUAUGAUAUUAUGAAAGAAAAAUUUUCUGCAAAAAGUUGUAUAAAUUUAUGGAAAAUUGAAGGAGGGAAAAUAAUGUAUAGGGAGAAUAAAAUUGAUCAAAAAAGUAAAUUAUUUAGUGGGGGUGAAUCGAGAAUAAAAAAUAAAAACCAUGAAGAGAUAAGGAUAAAAAAUAUGAGUGGAAAUAUAAAACCGUUUUAUAAGGAAAAAUAUAAGAGCCGUAAUAUAUCUGACAUAAAUGUGAUAGGAAUGAAAAAUGGAAAGUCAUAUAUAAAAAUUAAUUCUUUCAUAAAUAAGAAUAGUAUGGUAAAUUAUUACAAUGAAUAUAAUAGCAAUGAAGAGAAAGAAGGCAACAAAAAUAUGGGCAAGUUUACAAAGGUUCUUGAUGGAAACAAUUAUGAUAAGAAGGAAUUGUUUAAUACAAAAAUAGAGAGUAAUCAAAAUAGGACUUUUGACAAUGAAAAUGAUAAAAUAUUGUUUGUAACAGAAGAAAGUGAUUCGAUAAAUGAAGACAGGUAUUACAACAAAUUGAAAUAUUCAAACACCAAUAAAAAUAUUAACAAACUUGAGGAAAAGGAAAGAAAAUUUUUACAUCAUGAUGAAGAUAACAACAUUUUAAAGGACAAAAUAGAUUUUAUCCGUAAUGAAAAAAUAGAAAAAACAAAGAAUAUAUCGUCAAACUACAUAAACAGUGAAUUAGUACAUAAUAACAAAAAUAAAAAUGAUAUGAAUCGAAAGCUUAGUGUAAAGAAUGAUCUAUUAUUUUAUAAAAACAGCUAUAAUAGCAUGGGUAGAGAGAUUAGAAUCGGGAAUAGAAACAAUAGCAGUACCAAUGUAGACAGUUACAAAAUGAAAGAAAACCAAAGAAUUUAUAGUGAUAAGGAAAUGUAUCCAUUCUUUUCAUCAAGCUUGAUAAAUCAAAUUUACGAAAAUUCAAAAGAUAACAUAAAAGAAAAUAAAAUAUUUAAAAAUAAUUCUGGUAAUUUUCUUCAAUUAAAUAAAUUUCCUGAUAAAGUAAAUAAAUCUUUCAAGGAAAUUCCAAAAUGGGGAAAUAAAAUGGUAUAUAAAUAUAAGACGAAUAAAGGAAAUAGCUACUACUUUUUAAAUGGAAAUAAAAAAAAUAUAUACAAGACAUAUAUAAAUUCUGAUUUAUCCCUUCCAUUAAGUAAUCUUGACGGAAGAAAAAGUGAACAAAAUAAAAAUGUAAAUAUAUUUCACAAAAAAGAUGGUAAUUUUUUAGUACAAAGAAGAAAGUAUCAAAGGGAAGGAGCUAAUAAUAUUGUUACAUUUGCAAAAGAGAAAAAAGGGAAAAGUGAUGUCUCUAAUAUUUUAUCAACAAAUAAAUUGUUAAAUAUUCAUAAGAAAAAUAGUGAAAAUAUAGAUUCUAGUGACUAUGAAAAAAUUGAAAAAAGAGUAAGAAGCAUUAUUAAUACACCCUCCAAAAGAUAUAUACAUAGAGAAUUUUUGUCAGAUUCUUUUGAAACAAAUUCAUUUCGUAAAAAAAAUAAAAGUUCAGAAACAAUUCAAUUUAUUAAGCCUAAAAGGGAUAGAACCAUUCGUAAUAGAAAUAACAGUGAUCAUAUGGGGAUAAGUUAUGAUGAUAAAUUUAUCGAAAAAAAUAAUAUAAACAGAUAUUCUGAAAAAUCAAAAUUUAAAAACUCGAAUUUAAUAAAAAAAAAAUCAAAUUAUGUUGACAUAAGAUCGAUAGAAUGCUCUAAGAGCACACUUGAAUACUUCGUCGAAAAAGAUUACCUUAAAAAAAUGACUACCAGUAUAAUAUCUGAUAGUUAUGAAAUAAAGGACAAAACCAAAAAAUAUAAAAAAAAUAAAACAAUCCCGAAAAAAAAAAAUGAAAAAAAAAUUGAAAAAAAAAAAGAAAAAAAGAAAGAAAACAAAAAAGAAAAAAAGAAAGAAAAAAAGGACAUUUUAAUUUAUCCACAAAUAUAUAAAUCAUAUGUAAAAGAAAAAAUCAACAAAAACGAAGAAAUAAAAGAAAAGAAAAAUGAGGAUAAAUUUGAGAACCGUGACAAAAAUAUACACACAGAAAUGAGUAAAAAAUUAUUAAUUUCAGGCACAAAUGAAGAAAUAAAAAAAAAAGGUAAACAUAAUAAGAACAAAGAAAAUAAAAACCAAAAAAGACACCAAAGUUAUAAAACCGAUACCAAAUCAAGUUCAGACAAUUAUAAUUUAAAUGAAAUAAAACGUAGAACCAAUGCAAAAGGUAUAUAUGGUAAAAAACGGAAAACAUUUCAAAGCUCAAUUAAUUUAAGAAGUAAUAGUUUUAUAGAAAAAUUAAAAAGACACAUUAAUGUAAAGCGUAAGCUCAAUUUAACUAGCAAUAAUAUAAUAAAAUAUUUUUCAAGUGAUUUAGAUAAUCUACGAGAUAUAGAAGAAAGUGUUACAGAAAAUAGUUCACAAAGUAUAACCAGCGACGAAAGUGAUAUUGAAAAAGAAAUAAUAAAUUCUGACGCAAAAAUGGAUGAAAGUGAAGAGAUCAAAUCUUUUAGCGAAGUGUCAGACAAUUUGUUAACUAUUAAAUUAAAUAUUAUAACAAUAUUCUUAGAAGGAUUUCAUAUAAGAAAAAACAGUCUAAAAAAAAAAUAUAAUAUAAAAGUAACUAUUUAUUCUUCUAAUGAUAUUAAAACCCUUGAUAAUGAUUAUAUAACGCAGGAAGUAUUUCCAUGUUAUUUGACUUCGCACCCAAAUGGCAUUGGUUUAAGUUCUGAUGUAUUCAAAAAAAUUGAUGUAUCAUGUAGAGAAGGCUUAUGUGGAUUUUUUAAAGUAGUAGUAUCCUGCUACCGAGAUAAGAGUUUCUUAAAAAUGGAAUUAUUUCGAAUUUAUAGCCAAAUAUUUAAAUCGCCCGUUGAAUUAAAGCGCUACAACCUAAGCAGAAACAAAAAAUAUGCAUUAGAAACAAGCAGUUAUAAUGACGAUUCGUAUGAAAUUAAUGGGGAAAUAAUAAUUGGCACAUUGUUAUAG